This is a messenger RNA of Physella acuta, 366 nucleotides long. RefSeq lists its product as uncharacterized. The record is from RefSeq and is a predicted model, not a curated record. Lineage: Eukaryota; Metazoa; Mollusca; Gastropoda; Physidae.
AUGCACACCCACAUCCACAUCUACACCACACUGCGCGUCAUCAGCAUCAUAUCACACUUCAUGCACACCCACAUCCACAUCUACACCACACUGCGCGUCAUCAGCAUCAUAUUAAUUUUCAUGCACACCCACAUCCACAUCUACACCACACUGCGCGUCAUCAGCAUCAUAUCACACUUCAUGCACACCCACAUCCACAACUACACCACACUGCGCGUCAUCAGCAUCAUAUUAAUUUUCAUGCACACCCACAUUCACAUCUACACCACACUGCCCGUUACUCACAGCCACCUGUUUCAUGUAAACUCUUUGCCCCUCAACAUUGUAGGUUUCCAAAAUAUUUUAAAACAAUCUGGCGCACUUUAA